Archocentrus centrarchus (flier cichlid) is the source of this 2144-nucleotide messenger RNA. RefSeq names its product 4-hydroxy-2-oxoglutarate aldolase 1 (gene hoga1). NCBI's taxonomy places the organism in Eukaryota, Metazoa, Chordata, Actinopteri, Cichliformes, Cichlidae. Gene Ontology annotation, cellular component: mitochondrion. Gene Ontology annotation, biological process: glyoxylate catabolic process. The coding region runs from base 260 to 1246 and encodes 328 amino acids. The record is from RefSeq and is a predicted model, not a curated record. The transcript has 7 exons. Gene Ontology annotation, molecular function: (R,S)-4-hydroxy-2-oxoglutarate aldolase activity; 4-hydroxy-tetrahydrodipicolinate synthase activity.
CUGGAAUCUAAGUGUCAUCCGUGUGGACAGUCUUGUAAAAUUAACAGAAAAAAACAAACAGUUUUAAGCAAAGCGCAGAGCGAUUCAAACCCCGCCACUCUGACACAGAGGCGCUUCAGUGCUGGGACCGUUCCGAGGUGGUUUAGAAAUUACUAUUUGCGGUCAAUAUUUGAAGAAGCAGGUCAGUGAUUAACUGUUACAGCAGCUGCACAGGGUCCCAGCGCAGCGGCCACCUCAGUUACUCUGUGCCCCAUUCACAAUGCAGUGCGCCCGGGUUUGGAGAGGUCUGAAUUCCCUGUGCAGAGUAGGUCACCACAGAGCAUGGAAGCGAACCCAGAGCCACACAGCAGCUGCCAGGCUGGAUCUCAGCGGGAUUUAUCCGCCUAUUGCCACCCCGUUUACCGCCAAGGAGGACGUGGACUAUGAGAAACUGGAGGAAAACCUGCAGAAAUAUGCCAAGAUACCAUUUAAAGGUCUGGUGGUUCAGGGCUCCAAUGGCGAGUAUCCGUACCUGACGGAGGAGGAGCGGGUGGAGGUGGUGAGGGCGGUCAAACGAUCUCUGGGGGCAGGAAAGCUGCUGAUGGCUGGAUCAGGCUGUGAAUCCUCCAGAGCCACGGUCCAGCUCACGGAGAAGAUGGCAGCAGCCGGAGCCGAUGCUGUCCUUGUGGUAACGCCCUGCUUCUACAAGGGCAAGAUGGACAGCCGGGCUCUGAUCCAUCACUUUACAAAGGUAGCGGACAGCAGCCCGGUGCCGGUGGUUCUCUACAGCGUGCCGGCAAACACGGGGCUGGAGCUGCCACUGGACGCUGUGGUGCAGCUUUCUCAGCACCCAAACAUCCUGGGUGUUAAAGACAGCGGGGGAGACAUCACACGGAUCGGCCUGAUUGUCCACAAAACCAAGGCGCAGGACUUCCAGGUUUUAGCGGGCUCAGCUGGAUUUUUAAUGGCAGCCUAUUGUGUGGGUGCUGUUGGUGGAGUGUGUGCGCUGGCUAAUGUGCUGGGCCAGGAGCUAUGUGAGUUGGAGCGUCUGUGUGUGUCCGGGUGUUGGGAGGAAGCCAGAGUCCUGCAGCAGCGCCUUAUCGAGCCCAAUGCCGCUGUGACUAGGAAGUUGGGAGUUCCCGCCCUGAAACAGGCGAUGGAGUGGUUUGGGUUCCACGGUGGCUCCUGUCGAUCGCCUCUUCAGCCACUAACAGAGGCCGAAAUUCAGCAGCUGAGGCGGGACUUCUCCUCCAAUGGGUGGCUGUAAAGUGACCCAGGCACAGAGAGUGUGCAUGUGUGACUGAGUUCACUAUGCCAGGAAACCUAUUAGCUGUUCAGUGGAUCGGGUAUUGUAAUUAUAUCAUGGAGGGAACACACAGCUGCCCGUAAAAAUAUCAGAAAUUUACACAAGUAAAAGAAAAUUCAGUUCAUUCUAUUGUUGGCUAAACCCAGAGUGCCCAAAAAAAACCCCUGCAAAAUUCAGAAUAUUAUAAAAGCAAAGUUUUUUUUUCCAAAUUCAGUCUUCAGAAGGGUAAUAAAAACUUUAAAAUGUAAACAUUUCCAACUUCAAAGCUAUAGUUGAAAAAAACAAAACAAAAAUAUUUUAAUAGCUCCAAAUAGUUCAUACGGUACAGCGUAUUGGUUUCUGACACUAGUGGGUAAAAACCAGCUGGCAACUAUUGAAAACUGCAGCAUCUGAAAAAUCAAAUGCUGCUUUAUGCUAAAAUAAACCAGAGUCAGAAGUGAUUCUUGACUGCACGUCAGAGAGCAGUUAAAGUUAAAGUUGAUAUUCAGAGAAAUGUUAUAGACCAAAAACUGUAUGAAUAUGAAAUGUAAUAUGAAAUGUUUGUCCUUUAUUUUAAAUCUGAAGAGAAAAUAGAUUUCUUCGAUCAACUCAUCAUCUUUAUGUCAACACAUUGUUUGCUUUUUUGUUCUUUUUUUGUUGGACAGAGGUUAUAAGUAGAGACGCGCAGACUGUAAUUUACUUGGCCAAUUCUGAUUUUUGUCAAUAAUGAUUUUUGACACGUAAUUUUAGUCAGGCAGGCAAAGCAGUCAACAUACAGUACUUCAGUCAGUGUACCUCUUUGGUGAAUGAUACCUGUACUUUUUAGGUCUUUUAUUGUACUUAUAUUUAUCUAAAAUUAAAAUAAAUAAAUAAAAUAAAA